CUUCAUUUAUUAAUAAUAAUCCAUUCCAAUCCAAUCCAAUCCCAAUAAAACAACAAAUACUGUACGUCUUUCACAAAACAAUCAAUCCUCAAAAAUCAUAGUCAAAAUUCAACAAAUUUAACCCCAUAUCGACAUAUAUAUAUAGAUACAUAAAAAAUGUAUAGUAGUCAAGAAAUAACAAGAGAUAGCUGGGUAAGAGCAGCGGAAUCAACAUGGACACGACACGAGGACAAGCUGUUUGAAGACGCGUUGGUCAUGUUUCCUGAUGACGUCAUCGGACGGUGGCAAAAGAUAGCUGAAAUGGUUCCGGGAAAAACGGCUGAAGAGGUGAGGGCCCAUUAUGAGGUGUUGGUUCAUGAUUUGUUGCAAAUAGAUUCGGGUCAAGUCGAGUUACCGAGUUAUGUGGAUGAUGGGUAUGAUUGUGGUGGUACUACUGGUGAUGAGUUUGUGAGUUGGGAUCGUGAGUUGAGAACGAGUCAGAUUUCUUUUGGCAAAAGUGGGAAAGAGAGAGAUGGAGAACGCAAGAAAGGGACUCCUUGGACGGAAGAAGAACAUAGGUUGUUUUUGAUCGGAUUGCAACGGUAUGGGAAGGGAGACUGGAGGAGCAUAUCGAGGAAUGUGGUGGUGUCACGGACACCUACACAAGUCGCGAGUCAUGCCCAAAAGUAUUUUCUGAGACAGAAUUCGAUGAAAAAGGAAAGGAAGAGAUCGAGUAUACAUGAUAUCACCACCACAACGGAUACCAUGGCAGUGCCACCACCACUACCCGUGUCGAAUUAUCAAGGAAGUGCAACACAAUUGGGAUAUGAACAUCAACAGAACUUUGGAGGGUACGCUAUGUAGAAGACGUAGAAGUACAAAAUUAAGCCCUUGGAUGUGUAUAGAUAUAUAGAUAAUACAUAUACUUAUAUAUAUGUUUAGAAUUAGAAUGAAUUUACCAACCCAAAGGUUUUAUUUUGAGACACUUGAGGAGGCUUAGAUAGUGUUUAGGAGUGCUUGGAAUGUCUAUUCUGAAAGUGAUUUAUUAUGAUUUCACGAGUUUAGGAAUAGAAUCGAAUAAUAAUAUAUAUUGACUAAAUUUGAAAUGGUACAACAUUGAUUACUUUCUUUUCA
Molecule: messenger RNA, 1113 nt
Organism: Erigeron canadensis
Lineage: Eukaryota; Viridiplantae; Streptophyta; Magnoliopsida; Asterales; Asteraceae
Product: transcription factor SRM1
Exons: 2
Coding region: 157-843 (228 amino acids)
Molecular function (GO): DNA binding
Source: RefSeq, a predicted model, not a curated record